UCUAUCCCGACCCCCACCCCCUUCACCCCUUUCUCCUCUCUCUCCUUCUGUAUCCUCGAUCUAGAGCAAUCUCCUGACACCUGAGGGAAGUGCUGAGGAGAGCUGAGCAACCGAGGAGAAGAAAGAAGAGGGGGGAAGUGGAGGGGCUGGGUGCCGGAGCGGAGGGGCUGAGCCCCCCGGGCACGGGCGGGGCUGCUGCUUCUUCCGCAUGGCUCCUCGAUGAGGAGGCCAUCUGAGCUCGGGCAGCGUUGGAAGGAGAGUCUGGGACUCUGGGAAUUGACCUGGCAAAAAAGCCCAUCAGUGUGGAAGAGUUUCCAUGAGAUGAUCUUUGCAGGAUUGGGUCUAAAAAAAAGGCCUGGGCCAAUUUGAAUAUCUCCCUUGGAGUUCCUUGCCAGAAUGGGGUUUUCUGAGACACUCUUCCUCCAAGUGACAGACGACGCUCGAGACACUUCUCCAGAUGGCCUUUUCCAGGAAACUGUUGAAACAUUAAGCCCCAGGCUUUGCUGGGGCAGAAUUGCUGGUGGAGCUGGCAACCACCAUGGAUGAUGAAAAUAUCCCUCCAUUACCAUCAGUGGAAGGCAGUGCCUUCCACAGCCCAAUUCUGGGACCUCAGUUCAGCAGAGAGAAGCUGUUGAGAGAAGAGUCCACAAAAGAACAGUUCACCUCUUCAGAUGGAUCCAAAGAAGACAAGAGCUCAAGCAGAGAGAGUGGGGACAGCAGUGGGGACACUUGCCUGAGUGAGCUUCCAGAGCAUAGGAAAAGGACAAAAACCCUAGCCUGUGGGGACAGUGAUGAGGGCAGGGAUGGUGACCUCUGUGAUUUAUCAUUCAUGAACAAUGUGUCCUUGGGGUUUGGGCCAGGUCAAGUGAUGGACUUGGAUAGUGCUGAAGCUCCCAACAUGAGUGGACACAAUGACUGUUGGAGGGAAAGAGAACUUGAGAAAGAGAAAGCCCCUUAUAAGAAGUCUAUCCUGGGAUAUCAGCAGCCACUGAACAGUGCUCCAGGGAGCCCUUAUCCUGAAGUCAGGCUGUUUGAGGAGCCAGACACCAGUGAGUGCCAGGAGGAUGGAGAGUCUUUCCCCUUUAAGGACAUCCGGGAUGGUUUUAGCUCCACUUUUGAAAAGAUUGUGGAGUCAGAGCUCAUGAAAGGGACAUACUAUAGCAGCCUGGACUCCUUGGAUGUGCUGAGUCUCACUGAUGAGACUGAUAGCUGUGUCAGCUUGGAGGUGCCCCUCACCCCACUCAUUCAACAGCGAGUCAAGGAGAGCCCAGAGCCGACUGAGAUCCGGCCAGAGGACAGGGAUGGGGAUGGAGGGGAGACCAUAGAUAGGCAAGUUGGGGCUGAGGCAGGGUUGGUAGAUGGGGACUUUGGAAGUCCCCUGAGACACUCCAUUACCAGCAGCCGAUCAGAAAAUGUCCUGAGCCGACUCUCUCUCAAGGUUGUUCCCAAUGGCUACCAUGCUACCACCACUCAGGAUACAGAAGAAGAGGAAGAGGAGGAGGAGGAUGAUACAACCAAACUUAUUAAUUCUGUCAGUGAUCCAAGUUUGAAGGAUGCACUAUCAGACUCUGAUUCUGACCUGGGCAGCAUGGAGCAACUGGACCAUGGGAGUACAGACACAUUGGCCAAUGGAUGCCAGGCAGUCAAUGAGGCAGCCAAGAGGUUAGCCCGACGCCUCUACCACCUGGAGGGUUUCAAACGCUGUGACAUUGCCCGCCAACUCAGUAAGAACAAUGAAUUCAGCAGACUGGUAGCUGAAGAGUAUCUCAGCUUCUUUGAUUUCUCAGGCCUGAGCCUGGAUAGAGCACUCAGAACCUUCCUAAAGGCCUUUCCUUUGAUGGGGGAAACUCAGGAGAGGGAGCGAGUUCUUACCCACUUUUCCAGGAGAUAUCGCCAAUGUAACCAGGGAGAGAACACCUCAGAAGAUGGGAUUCACACACUUACCUGUGCCCUGAUGCUGCUCAACACGGACUUGCAUGGACAUGUGAACAUCGGCAAGAAGAUGUCCUGCCAGCAAUUCAUUGCCAACCUGGAUGGGCUGAAUGGUGGACAGGAUUUUGCCAAGGAUCUGCUGAAGACACUAUACAAUUCCAUUAAGAAUGAAAAGCUGGAGUGGGCCAUCGAUGAGGAGGAGCUGAGGAAGUCAUUGUCCGAGCUGGUGGACGACAAGUUCGGGCCUGGGGCCAAGAAGGUGACCAGGAUCAUAGAUGGCAGCAACCCCUUCCUGGAUAUCCCUCAGGCGCUCAACGCUGCCACCUACAAGCAUGGUGUGCUCACCCGCAAGACCCAUGCUGACAUGGAUGGCAAGAGAACCCCCCGAGGUCGACGAGGGUGGAAGAAGUUCUAUGCGGUUCUCAAAGGAACCAUCCUUUAUCUACAGAAGGAUGAAUACAAGCCAGAUAAAGAUCUCUCAGAAGUGGACCUGAAGAAUGCCAUUCGUGUACACCAUGCGCUGGCCACCAGGGCCUUGGACUAUAGCAAGAAGUCCAAUGUACUGAAGCUAAAGACAGCUGACUGGAGGGUAUUUCUCUUCCAAGCACCGAGCAAGGAAGAGAUGCUUUCCUGGAUCCUUCGAAUCAACCUGGUGGCUGCCAUUUUCUCUGCCCCUGCCUUCCCAGCUGCUAUAUGCUCAAUGAAGAAGUUCUGUAGGCCCCUUCUGCCUUCCUCUACUACACGUCUGUGCCAGGAAGAACAGCUGAGAUCCCAUGAAAACAAGAUGAGGCAGAUCAUGGCUGAGCUCACAGAGCACAGGAUGCACCCGGCUGAGAAAAAUGUCAAAUCAAAGGAGGCAGAGGAGUACCGGUUGAAAGAGCACUAUCUGACAUUCGAGAAAAGUCGCUAUGAAACAUACAUCCAUCUCCUGUGUGUGAAGAUCGAAGUGGGCUCAGACGAUCUGGAGCAGAUUGAAGCCAGGCUGGCCGCAGUGGAGGCCGAAGACCUCUCCUUGAGGAAGACACACUCCAGCCCUUCCCUCAGCCAGGGCCAUGGCCCCAUGCAAAGGGAUGUCACAGAGCCCAGCGCUUGACUGGGAUAUGUGGACAGGCCACCAUAGCAGGGCUACCUGUUGUUCUGCCCCAGGAGGUCAGGGGGCACAAUUCUGCCCUGAAACCCUCAUGGACUGGGCCAGCCCAAGGACUCUGGUUGGGCCAGGGCCCAGGAGCCUGAGAAGCUGUCAUUGUCAAGGUGUUGAUCCUCUUCCCUACUCCAACAUCUCUGGGUCCUCAACUCUUUCCUAACCCACAGAGAACUCUCUGUGGGGACCCUCCAUCCCCACAGAGAGGCUUCUUAUUUUGAUGGGAAUUUGCGUCCCUGCCAUAAAGCUCAUAGUUUAGGAGAUGAGGGACCUUGCUCUUUCCAAGUGCCCCAACUCCCAAUUCUUCUCAUUGGGUUUCUCCCUCCUCUUCCCACCCCUGUCCUAUUCCUAGUCCCUCUUGCUAUGGGCAGAUCCUAUCAAAUUAAAAAUGAUCCUCCUUGUCCCACCUUCCCUUCACAAAGACAAGCAGCCACAGGUCUGCGGCUACAUGCAGCAUCUCCCCCCCCCAAAAAAAAAAAAAACCUCUCCUCUUUCACCCCAGGACAUCCCUCACCAUUCUCCUGCCCUCAUUCUCCUCUCCACCCUGUCCUGACCUGCUGCAGCAGAGGCCCCAUCAGAGCCUGCCACCUCACUCCUAUUCCAUAAUCCAGGCCCAGUGACAUUCCUCUCACGGUGUCAAGCUGCCCCUGCUUCAUGCCUGUGAUUAUUCUAUCCAUUCAAAUAGGAAACACUAUGGCCUUACACAUACACACACAUACAUAUACACACUUGAUAUUUCCUAAUGAUGUAGGAGAGAGGAAAAAGAAAAACACCAGAUGUAAACCCUUUCUACAAGGAUCUACCUGUUAUAGUGUCCCCUGAAUGUGUCCAAAAGCCAGGGGCUCAGCAUCUCCUCAGCGGUCUGGCACCUCGAGGGGGGAGAGGGGUUGUUCUUGGGGCUGCUGGGACUGUUCCCUGUUUGUCCUUGCAGCCACUCUGGCUUUAGCUGUGACACAUACUGCUUUACUGUCCAUGCUUUGGAAAUAAAUAGACAGAGCCUA
Molecule: messenger RNA, 4074 nt
Organism: Sarcophilus harrisii (Tasmanian devil)
Lineage: Eukaryota; Metazoa; Chordata; Mammalia; Dasyuromorphia; Dasyuridae
Gene: PSD2
Product: pleckstrin and Sec7 domain containing 2
Exons: 17
Coding region: 539-3025 (828 amino acids)
Biological process (GO): regulation of ARF protein signal transduction
Molecular function (GO): protein binding; phospholipid binding; guanyl-nucleotide exchange factor activity
Source: RefSeq, a predicted model, not a curated record